Messenger RNA from Trichoderma atroviride IMI 206040, 3420 nucleotides. The record is from RefSeq and is a predicted model, not a curated record. NCBI's taxonomy places the organism in Eukaryota, Fungi, Ascomycota, Sordariomycetes, Hypocreales, Hypocreaceae.
AGCCAGUGCCUGAAGGAUUUGCGGUCAACCGAUCCCCGCGACGAUAAAAUGCGCAUCCAGAACACGAAAGGCGGAUUACUUAAAGAUUCGUACCGCUGGAUCCUCGAACAUGAAACCUUUAAGGACUGGCGUGACAAUGCAGAGAACAGAAUCCUUUGGAUUAAAGGCGACCCAGGAAAGGGGAAAACAAUGCUGCUCUGUGGCAUAAUCGACGAAUUGAUGCCAAAAACAAAACUGGCCAAGUCAGCGGAUCAAACUGCGAACACUAUACUCUUGUCCUACUUCUUCUGCCAGGGUACCGACAGGCGCAUUAAUAACGCUACCGCUGUACUGCGUGGACUGAUAUACCUCAUCAUUGCACAAGAACCCUCUCUUAUCUCGCACGUUCUGGAAAAGUAUAACCAUGCGGGCAAAGAUCUCUUUUCAGAUGGGAACGCUUGGGUAGCCUUGUCGGAAAUAUUCGCGGCUAUCCUGCAAGACCCCAAAAUGAAGGAAGUGAUCUUAGUUAUCGACGCAUUGGACGAGUGUGAGGCAGACUUGUCCAACCUCUUGGAUGUCAUUGUACAGCAAUUCGAAUUCUCUCACAUCAAGUGUAUCGUAUCGAGUCGAAACAUACUCGGCAUUCAGCAGCGACUCGAGUCAUACAUACCUGAAGGCGUUCUGAGUCUCGAGCUGAAAGGAAAUGCUUCAUGUGUAUCCGAGGCCGUGGAUGCGUACAUCGAGCACAGCAUAUCACGACUAACCUCGAUACAGGGCGAAUACAGCGUUCAAGAAAACUUACGCAAAUUAGUCCAACAAAAAGCCAAUGGCACAUUUCUAUGGGUAUCUCUAGUGAUGAAAGAGCUUCAAAAGGUUGAAGCCUGGGAAGUAAUGGAAGUGGUUGCAGAUAUGCCAACGGACCUAGUUGCCCUAUACAAUCGGAUGAUGCACCAAAUCAACAGCCUAUCGAGAAGAAAUAAAAGUCUUUGCAAAAAUCUACUUUCAGCGGUAUUUACAGCAUAUUAUCCACUCAGCUUGGCUGAAGUAGGAGUUGUCGCUGGGAUACCGGAUCACAUAUCGGGGAGCCUCGAAUCCAUUGCCAAGCUGGUAACAAUGUGUGGUUCACUUCUCACACUAAACGAAGAUAAAGUCUACUUUAUCCAUCAGUCGGCAAAGGAUUUUGUUUACACAGAGAUACACUCGACUGACGCUGCUAAAAGACAUUUAGAUGUCUUCAAGCAAUCGGUUGCUGCUAUAUCAAAGCUACCAAAAAACAUAUACGGCCUCACAGACUUUGGGCCUAGGCCGAAAGAUGCGCAGCCGCCUGAUCCGAAUCCUCUGGCUUCAAUGAGAUACUCAUGCUUUUAUUGGGCCAAUCAUCUUUGCGAUACAUGUAAUGCGAGCUCCGAAGACGAAACCCAACUGAUCAUCAAUGAGACGUUUAAACCCUUUUUAAAUAACCAUGUCCUCCGUUGGAUAGAGAGCUUAUCUCUGCUCGACGGGCUUUUAGAAGGCAUACGUUCCAUGCGCAAACUUCUCCACGAGCUUUCGAGCACUUUAAGCAGCAUAGAAAUUUUCAUCCUUCGCAAUGCAGCGCUUAUUACCAAAUCGCCGCUUCAAGUAUAUGGUUCAGCCCUUAUGUUUAGUCCAGUGCAUGAUCACAUAAAGGCAACCCAAUGGGACGAGAGACUACCUUUCAUCAAAGACAUUCAAGGGAUUACAACAGACGGUUUCUUGAAGACACUCAAGUACCACACCCGUCGUGUUGAAGCUCUUGCAAUUUCCCCCGAUGGCGAGAUGCUGGUGUCAAAGUCUUGGCACGAACAACUAUGUUGCUGGGACGUUGCAACAGGUGCCCUUGACUGGACAGUUCAAUGCCAUGACUAUGGUGUCUCGGCCAUUGCGUUUUCGCCAGACAACAGAAUAUUGCUACUUGCCACCUCAAGUGGGAUACCGAACGCAAGCCGUGUCGUCCGUUUGGUGGUCAAACGUGCGGUGCGAUUAAAUUGGCCUUCACUGACAAUUGAUUGCCACUAUGACGUUACUGCUCUCGCGUUCUCAUCAGAUUGUAAGACGUUGGUAUCAGGAUUAACAUCUGGCUUAAUUCUAUUGUGGGAUGCAACAACUGGCGCGUGUCUACAGAUCAUUCAAGGCCAUGAUGGCGAGAUACAAGCAAUUGCAGUCUCGCCAGAUGGUGGGAAAAUAGCAUCAGGAAGUAGGAAAAUAUUACGACUAUGGGAUGCAGCAACGGGUGCGCACCUAGGAGAGCUUAAUACGGCAGACUAUGAGUUCGCCAGGGGUUUUUUUACUACGACUGGGAUAAUACAAGCCAUCACAUUUUGUCAAGAUGGUGAAAAGCUCCUACUAAGUUUGGAGGGGGUAGAAAACAGCGUAUGGGAUCCAAGUUCGGGCAUUCUUGUACAGACUUCCGUCGGGGAAGACGAUUCGGUAAUAGCAAUCUCACCAGACAAUAAGAUAUUGGCGUCGGCAAGUCACAAGAUACAGCUAUGGGACGCGGCAAUAGGCAUGCAAGAGAAGGGUGAAUCCAAUCACUUUGUCGAUGCAUAUAGAUUAUUUGCUUUUACACCCGAUGGUAAAGCAGUGGCAUGUGCAAAAUCCAACAUAGCGCAGAUAUGGGAUACCACGGCAGGGGAGUGCUGUCGGACAAUCGAGGACAAUUGGCGACAUAAUUUCACCGACAUCUGGGACAGUUGCGAUUAUAGCGCCAUUGCAAUCUCAGCGAAUGGAAAGACCUUGGCAUUGGGAGCAUGGUAUGAAAGUGGGGGACCAACAGCAUUGCACUGUCAAAUACAGUUAUGGGACACAAUGACUGGGGAAUGUACCUGCCGGGAGCCCAUGGACCGCAAUCGGGUGCGGGGACUUGCAUUCUCGUCAGAUGGCACCAAGUUAGCGAUGGGAUUCGAACCCGGAACAGUUGUGCUAUUGGACAUAGUAAAGGGCGGGUGGCUCUGGGAGGUGGACUGUUAUCAUUCUUAUCGACCAAGAUGCCUCGCUUUCUCCCCAAACAAUAGCAUGCUGGCAUCGGCGCAUUAUCAUCUAUUCGAAGCUAAGAUCUACCAAAUAGAUUUAUGGGACACAGCAACGGGAAAGCAUCGGCAGGAAUUCGAUGUGGAAAUUCCGGUGAAAAUUCCGGACGAGCAGACGUAUAAUCAUAUUAUGUUCUCGCCAGAUGGUCAACAUCUCUACUUAGAGCAUCAAUACAGGGUAAGAUUGUUCGAGGACGAUGAACGGAUUGUGAGCCUAGACGCAGAUCUCUCGAAGGACAUACAAGGCCGAGGUAUUCCAAUCACUGAUGGGUGGGUAACGCAAAAUCGAAGACGCCUACUUUGGAUUCCUGAAGAAUAUAGGAACCAAUGUGCAUUCGUUUGUGGCAGUACGGUUGUACUUGGGCAUGGGGCUGGAAUAACAUUCAUAUGGUUG